GGCUCAUUUGAUUGACAGUAGGGUGCGCGCCGGGGACGCCAGGACCAGAGACUUGCAUAGCCGAUCCACAUCUCGCUUUUUCUAGAGAAAACGUGAGAGUAAACCCCGGAUUACUUGUCAGAGGUAAUACAUCGGAACGCUGUUAUGGAAGCGCUGGUCGAGCGUCUGGAGAAGGCAGUGGUUCGUCUGGAGGCAGUGGCUGGUAAACUACAGUUUGGUCCAGGGGGCAUGGCCAACGGUGACAUCACAUGUCACAUGAUCAACGGAGGUGAAUCCCAGAGCAUGGAGGCGUUCGACCUUUUGCUGAGCGGUUCCGUGUGUGAAUAUGUGAAGACCAGCAGAGCUAUUGGUGGAGACGUGGCGAAGCAUGCAGAGAUGGUGAACAACGCCCUGCAGAUCCAGCGCUCCUUCCUCCAAAUGUCCAUGACACACCGAGAGCCAGUGAAGACCGAGCUGGCCGACCUCCUCCGACCUCUCUCCGACCAGAUCCACGAGGUCCAGAGCUUCCGGGAGAAGAACCGUGGCAGUGACCUGUUCAACCACCUCUCAGCCGUGAGCGAGAGCAUCCCCGCACUGGGCUGGGUGGCUGUGGGUCAGAAACCAGGGCCGUACGUGAAGGAGAUGAACGACGCCGCAAUGUUCUACACCAACAGAGUCCUGAAAGAUUACAAAGACACUGACGGCCGUCAUAUCGAGUGGGUGCGCUCCUAUCUGAGCAUCUGGACUGAACUGCAGUCCUACAUCAAGGAGCAUCACACCACUGGCCUCGUGUGGAGCAAGACCGGUCCUGUAGCCCCUUCCUCACAGUUCAGUGCUCCGUCUGAUGGUCCUCCUCCUCCUCCUCCUCCUCCUCCUCCUCCUCUUCCUCCAGUGUUCACGGAUAAUAAACCCAGUGACGCCGCAGCUCAACACUUGGCUCUGUUCGCACAGCUCAACCAGGGCCAGGACAUCACUAAAGGUUUGAAGCAUGUGUCUGACGAGCAGAAGACGCAUAAGAACGCUAGCCUGCGCUGUGCGGGAAUUCGGGUUCAGCAGGAGUGUCCGGCCCGGAGUCAGACUCAGAGACACACCCCGGUGCUGGAGCUGGAGGGGAAAAAGUGGAGGGUGGAGCACCAGGAUCAGUCACAUGACCUGCUGAUAGCGGAGACCGAGCUCAGACAGGUGGUCUAUGUCUUCAGCUGUAACCGCUCCACACUGCAGAUCAGAGGGAAAGUCAACUCCAUCAUAGUGGAUAACUGUAAGAAGCUCGGGCUCGUGUUCGACAGUGCGGUGGGCAUCGUGGAGAUCAUCAACUCCUCAGACGUUCAGCUUCAGGUGACAGGAAAAGUUCCUACAAUCUCCAUUAACAAGACCGAGGGCUGCCACGUGUACCUGAGCCGAGACUCGCUGGACUGUGAGAUCGUCAGUGCCAAGAGCUCAGAGAUGAACAUCCUGGUCCCUGAGGGAGAAGAUGAUUAUAGGGAGUUUCCAGUUCCAGAGCAGUUUAAGACGGUGUGGGACGGGUCCGGUCUGGUGACUGAGCCCACGAAGAUCGCUGGCUGAUUCUUUCCCAACUCGUCAUCUCGUUCCUAGUACCCAGAAUCCUUCAUGCACUUUCACUGUAUCACUAUGUGAACUCAAACGUAUAAGAAUUCAUACAUUGUGGUCGUGUGAGUUGUAGUUUUAGGGUAAAAUAUUUCAAAUUAAUUAAUAAAUAUGAGUACCCACACCAA
Messenger RNA from Pimephales promelas (fathead minnow), 1712 nucleotides. It is a transcript of the gene cap2, whose product is annotated as cyclase associated actin cytoskeleton regulatory protein 2. Gene Ontology annotation, biological process: actin filament organization; cell morphogenesis; cytoskeleton organization. Lineage: Eukaryota; Metazoa; Chordata; Actinopteri; Cypriniformes; Leuciscidae. Gene Ontology annotation, molecular function: adenylate cyclase binding; actin binding. The record is from RefSeq and is a predicted model, not a curated record. Gene Ontology annotation, cellular component: cytoplasm.